Messenger RNA from Prorocentrum cordatum, 5643 nucleotides. The record is from the annotation of a GenBank genome assembly. NCBI's taxonomy places the organism in Eukaryota, Dinophyceae, Prorocentrales, Prorocentraceae.
AUGUCCGUGCUCGUAGCAGAGACGGGUGACGCCGUCUGGCUGAUCGUCGUGGACACGGCGUGUGCUAAGUCCGUGGCAGGGCUCCGGUGGUACUGGCGCCUGGCCGUUUACGUUAGGAAGAAUUGGGGCAUCGAGCUCGAAACCGUCGCGGAACGCGAGCCGUACCGCUUCGGACCUGGGAAGACGAUCUACAGCUCCCAGGCGCUGUUGCUGCCCAUGGAAUGGGACGGCAAGGGAGCCGUGAUUAGGAUCAGUUUGGUGGACGAGGACGUACCACCACUGAUUUCGGGCGGAGCCCUGAAGGCCCUCGAGGCCCACAUCCACAUGAAAGAGGCCGAGAUCAUACUUGGUGCGAUCAGCAAGGCCAGGCACAAACUUAGGGAGUUGCCGUCGGGGCACCUGGCCAUGGCUGCCGUCACCUAUGGGCCUGGCGGUCCAGGGGCAGGCGCUAAAGAAGCCGUGAGCCGUUGCCGGGCCGGGGCUGAGAUCGCGCUCUAUGGGCGCGGGCACGGAUCCGCGCACGAGGCCGUGCGUCGUGCGCUCUAUACGGACGGGCGGCCGGAUGACGAUGACGACGACGAGCUGGCUGCGACAAACGCGACCGCAGCCCCUGUCGGCCCAGGAGCGGGACAACGAACCCGAGCUGGUGCCAUCUUCGGUGCCUCUGGGACGCGCGCGCGCGUGCCGAUGCCGCCAUGGCGCCCGAUUGCCGUGCAGUGCCGCAGCGGGGCUGCGAGGGCGAAUGUGGCCAUUCGACUGGUAUUCAUGGCCUGGAAGGCCUGGUAUCAGGAGUUGUUGGUGGACUACUUGGAGCGGGAGGUCCAGACCCUCCGCCAGAGGGAGGAAGGGCCGCGAAGCAUCUGGCAGAUGCGGGAAGCAGAGCUGGUUACACUGACUAUGCAGGAACUCGGCUGGCGGAGGGACCGCGCGGAGGCGGAGACCGUUGGUCAGUUAAGGCUUGCGCUUCGAGAGAAGAAGAGCGAAACCAAAGCCUCGGAGGAGGAAAAGGACGAUCUUCGAACAACCCUCCCGAAAGGUCUCGCGAACAUGAGGCUGGCGGAGCUGCAGGAGGAGGCCGCAGUGCGGGAGAUACCGCUGACACGGUCGAGCGGCACCAACAAAACAAGGGAAGAGCUCAUCCGAGACGUCAGGCAGUUCGUGAGCGAAAGCUGGGCGCAGACCGAUUGGAUUCGGAUCCCUGUGGACGGCUCGAGAAAAUCGACUCCUGUCCAGAAGAGGGAGUCGACCGGGCUGAAGACGGCGGAGAGCAUGGAGGUGGAUUCCAGCAGUGGGCUUGCCGAGCCGUCAAUCGGUUCAGCGGACGCGCAGGGGGCAGUCGGCGUCGGGAAGCAAGGGCGCGGCAGCGCGCGGAACCGACGACUAAAGGGUCCCGCCGCCACGGCUGUGCGGAAGGCAUGUCUGGGCGUCGCCUCGACAUGGUUGCUCGGCGUAGCUACUCUCGGGACCUGGCUUGAGGAAACUGGGGGCGGGCAGUGGGCCCGUCACCGUUGGGGGUCGGACCGCGUGGACGUGGUCGAGUUCUUUGGAGGCGGCAGUGAGUUCAGCCGCAUCGGUUCCAAGAAUGGUUGGUGGUGCCUCCGGCCCUGGGACGCGAGGUGCGGAGCCGACCUCGCGCAGGAGUCGCAGGUGGAGGCCUUAGGGAUGCUGACAGAGGUGCGACCGAGGCUGGCUGUGUGGUGGAGCUCCCUGGCUCCGCCGUGGGCGGUGCCCAACGCGCUGUUCACCAGAGCAACGCCGAUCAGCAGCGACAGCGAGCCGAGCGACGACGGCAGCGGUCGCUAUUGGAGUUUACUCGGAAGGUAUUACGUUAAGUUUCCAGACACUCCGAUGGGCAAGUCGAUGGCCCAGCGGAUGACGCAAGAGCUUCGUCGGAACUUGCGUCGGCUCCAUUUGAACACGGGACAUGCGAGUCCCGAAGAUUUGGCUAGGUUGGUGGCCAAGGCUGGCGGCUCAGAGGUAGCGAUCGCAGGAGCCAAAGCACUUCGGUGUUCUAGCUGCGCGGAGCGCCCGCGAGCAAGGCCCCCGCGGCCUGCACGGCUUCGAGAGGACGACCUGACCUUCAACGAAGUGGUGCAAGCAGACCUGUUCAAGAUACCUGACCAGAGUGGAACAGGCUGGUGGUUCCUGUUGGUGCAGGACGUGGCGACGGGAUAUUGCACGAUCGGGUUGGUUAGUGCACAUAGCAGCGAGGAGCUAUGGGAACAGUACGAGCGCUUGUGGCUCUGCUGGGCAGGACCACCACAUCAGUUCGUGACAGACAACGAGCGGGGGCUUGUCAGUGGGAGUUUCGUGGAUGCCCUCUCCAGGAGUGGCACCGCGUACGACCCUACGGCGGCGUACGCGCCAUGGCAGAAGGGCAAAGUGGAGCGGAAAAUCCAGGAGGCCAAGAACGUGAUGAGGAAAACGAUCCGACACGGAGCCUACGCUGGGAUCGAGGACAUGCGAACUCUCGCGUGGGAGGCGGCAUCUGUCCUCAACCAUUUCCCAGGACAGUGUGGGUACAGCCCGUCGUUGCUUCUGUUUGGACAAAAGAUGACGCUUGUCGGCGAGUGCUGGCACGAAGGUAAAGCGGUGACCUAUCACCCCUGUGUGGCCGAAGAGAGCGAUCCGCUGGCACGCCGACUCAAGAUACGUGAACACUGUCAGCAGUCGCUCAUCAAGACCCGCAGUCAGGAAUUGGUUCGGAGGGCGGUGGCCGCGAGGAGUCGCAGUACCCCAGCGGAAUGGAAGGAAGGCGAGCGCGUGUUCUUCUUCCGGCCCUACCGCACAGAGCGUGGUCGGAGGGUUAACGAACCGGAAUGGUGCGGACCAGCGCUGGUAUUCGGAAGGCGUUACGACAACGUGUGGGUCCAGUACGGGGGAAAACCGUUUCUUGUUGCGCCAGAACAUUUGAGGCCUCUGAGUCCAGAGGAGCAACACCUGGCGGAGGAUGCUGACCUCGCGCGGUCGUUGGACGAGAUCCGGCAGGCCAUGAGCCGCGAGGAGUUUGAGGACCUCACUGGCUUGAAUGCAGGGCCCGAGGAACUAGCUGCUGCGGACGGACUCGUUCAAGGCGGGGAAUCCGAGCAGGAACCGGAAGGCGUAGGAAACCAAGGGGUGGUCGAGGUGGACCUUCCUGCGCCGACCAGGGAGGCCCCCGGGGAGGAGCCAUCAGCCGAGGCUCAAGGCAGUGGGUUGCCCCGUGGCCUGCCACAUGAGUUGGGGCGUCCGGCAGCGGACCGCAUGCUCGUGGUGUUCGAGGAUGAGAAGAAGCGUCAGCGGGACCCAGCGUUGAAGACGGUCGAGACACCCGCUGCGGUGCGGCGGACGGGCGAAGGCCCGAGCGACACCAGUAACCGGGCCCACCAUGUGAUGACGGCGUACCGCCGUGGGACGGGGUCCGCGCUGCUGGACCGAAAGACACAAGAUCGCGAGCUUAAGUGGGACGAAAUAGCACCCAAGGGCCGCGAGGCGUUCCGAGCCGCGGUGGAGAAGGAAUGGGACCCCUGGCCCCGAUACAAAUGCGUGUCAGUGCUGGAGCCAGAGGCUUCCGAGGAGGUGCUUCGGACAGUGGACCGGAGUCGGAUCCUUGGGAGCGACAUGAAGCUCAAGGAUAAGAAUGCCGCGUUGAGGACGCCCGAAAAUGAUCUGCCACUCAAGGCUAAGGCCCGAUUGUGUGUGCAGGGUCAGCACGAUCCCGACGCGAAGCUUGGCACGGUCAAGACGGACGCUCCCACGGUGCAGCGGUCUGGGUUCCAUGCUUUUCUGCAGUUGGCAACUAACCUGGGGUGGCUACCCCAAAUGGCCAUCGGUGACAUCUCGAAUGCGUUCCCUCAAGGCGAGCCACGCAAGGGGCAGGAACCACUAUACAUGCAGCAACCACGGGGUGGAUUGCCUGGACUUGAACCAGGACAGCUGCUUAAGGUAGAAAAGGGCAUCUACGGGCUGCCCGACGCACCGCGGGCGUGGUUUAACACGUUCCGCAAGGCGAUGGUCGAGGAAAUGGGGUGGAAGCAGCUGCAGCUCGAUGUAGCCUUCUUCUGUUUCUAUAGCGGCGACCGCUCGGCAGGUAUGCUUAUCGUGCACGUCGACGACUGCAUGUUGGCACACGACGGCAGUGCCGAGAUGCGCGCUAAGGAGGCCAGGCUGCGCGAACGUUUUCCGUUUGGGUCCUGGCAAGUGGUCGCGCAGCAGGCCGAGGGCGAUGUGUACACCAGUCGUCGAAUAAGGGUUGACGGUUCCUGCGUCGAGGUGGGGAUGCCAGAGUUUGUCGAGGGGAGACUGGAGGAGGUGAAGGUCGACCGUCAGGCAAAGGGCAAGGACCCUGUGAGCCCCCUCGCGAAAGCGGAGUUUCAGUCAGCGACGGGGUCGCUCCACUGGCUGGCGAGCCAGUACCGCCUCGACAAAGCUUACGAGACAAACCGUUUCCAGAAACUGCAAAGGGCACCCACCUGGUCUGACGCAAGGGAACUGAACAAAUGCAUCCGAGACGUGAAAGCCAGUGGGGGCGUGCGGCUUCGAAUCGUUCCCAUCAAAGGGAGGAUGGGCAUUGGUUGUUGGCACGAUUCGUCUCUGUAUGGGAACGUCGGCGAGCUAGUUGAGGGAGACGAAGACCUCAAGCGGUUCGAUCGCCAUAAGGUGAGGCCGCAGGCUGGCGCGGUGGUGGCAGCCAUCGACCACGAUUGCCUGGAGCAGGACGAGCUGCCAAUUAUCCAUACUGGAUUGGCGGAGCCGUGCCAGCCACAGGGUGGCAACGUCGACGUUCUCGGCAAAGACGGCGGCGUACUUAGAAGCCGUAACAGGCGCGAGGAGGCUCGCGGGAGACCGCUGGGCGCGAAGAGGCCGGCGGAGCCAACGGAGCUGGCGGAGCCAGCGAGGGUCGAGCGGAGGGCGACGCCUCCGAAGCGCACAGGCUGCGGAGACGGCGGCGGCCCAGCGCGCUUCACCAGGCGCCACCUCGGAGGUGACGGGGGGAGCGUCAACGAGUACCCCUCGGAGCACGCGGCGCUGAAGUUGCCCGACCAGUUCAUGGUCUUCACGCCGAUGGAGGUGGACAAGUUGUCGAACUUGGGUUGGAAUUUGCGGUUGUCCAACUUCUUCCGGGUUGCAUGCCGAGGGGCGCUCGUGCCCAGCAAGUUCAGCGUCGAGGAGCUGGCUCAUUGCUGGAACAACGUGCUCCAUCAAGACGGUAGGAUGUACAUGCGCUGGGCGUUGGAAGGCGACCCGCCCGCGGAAGCGCGGGCUGGCGUCGAGGCUGAUCGCAACGAGAGGUCCCGCUCGGCGCGGCGCGCCAAGGAGGAAAAGGAGUCGGAGGACGACGACCCGUCGCCAGGCCGACGCACUCGCCGACUCCCCACGGACCGCAGCCCAUCGCCGGAGACGCGCGGCGAGGAGCGCAAGGGUGGAAAAGGUUCCAAGGGAGAGAAGGGCAAGAAGGGAAAAGGUGAGAAGGGCUCGAAGGGUGAGAAGAACAAGGGCUACAAGGGCGGCAAGGCCAAGAAGGGUAAGGGACAAGUCCCGCCGCUGGGGUCGAUCAGCAGCGAGAUCCUGAAGCCGGACGUCUGCCGGUUCUGCUUCAAGCAGGGCCAUUGGGGCAACGAGUGCCCAGCAUACUACCAGGACGGCACGCCCAAGGAGCACUGA